Molecule: messenger RNA, 853 nt
Organism: Adelges cooleyi (spruce gall adelgid)
Lineage: Eukaryota; Metazoa; Arthropoda; Insecta; Hemiptera; Adelgidae
Gene: Chmp1
Product: charged multivesicular body protein 1b
Exons: 5
Coding region: 151-750 (199 amino acids)
Biological process (GO): endosome transport via multivesicular body sorting pathway; late endosome to vacuole transport; protein transport
Cellular component (GO): ESCRT III complex; multivesicular body
Source: RefSeq, a predicted model, not a curated record
UAGCAAUUUCAUGUUUUAAUUUAUCCAUAUUGAGUCAUAACAGCUCAUAGAACUGUAUUGUUUUUUUGUAAAUCGUAUUAAAGUCUUACAUAUUUACCUAUUAUAUUGUACAUUAUUACCUAGUUUUAGUUUUAGUUCGUGUUGAUUGGAAUGGCAGCAAUGGAUAAUCAUUUGUUUAACUUGAAAUUUGCUGUUAAAGAAUUGGAAAGAAAUUCAAAGAAAUGCGAAAAAGAAGAAAAGGCAGAAAAAUUAAAAACAAAAAAAGCUAUUCAAAAAGGCCAGAUGGAGGUUGCACGCAUACAUGCUGAAAAUGCAAUAAGGCAAAAAAAUCAAUCCAUUAAUUACUUAAGAAUGAGUGCAAGAGUAGAUGCCGUUGCUUCCAGAGUUCAAGGAGCUCUGACAACCAGAAAAGUUACCCAAAGCAUGGGUGGUGUCGUAAAAGCAAUGGAUGCGGCUAUGAAAUCAAUGAAUCUUGAAAAAAUUUCAUCUUUAAUGGAUAAAUUUGAAAAUCAGUUUGAGGAUUUGGACGUGCAAAGUUCUUACAUGGAUAACACAAUGUCUCAAAGUACUACAACUGCUGUACCACAAGGUGAUGUUGAAAAUCUUUUGCAACAAGUUGCCGAUGAAGCUGGUUUGGAAUUGAAAAUGGAAUUGCCGUCCAAUCCAACAAGUGUCAGUUCGCUCUCCACUACAACUACAGAGCAAGAUGAACUUACACAACGUUUAGCACGCCUCAGACAAGCGGAGUAACAUUAUUAAAUGAUUACUUACAAUACUCUUGUUGGAAUAUUUUUUUAUUUUAAUAUUUAUCGUGGUUGUUGAAUACAAUACAUAAGAUAUUACUAUAACGAAA